AUGGGUGAAUACUUACCUGUAAAUGUUGUCCCUGCAGCAUGCCUCGUCGUGGGUAGAGCGAGGUUGAUCCUUCUAAUCAGUCAGUCGACCCUUGCCAUGUGCCUCCGGAGGGAAAUGUUCGGUGCCGGCACAGAAACUAGCGCUUCAACGAUAGAGUGGGCCAUGGCGGAGCUCAUCAAAAACCCAGAUAUCAUGUCCAAAGUUCGAUCAGAACUAGACAGGGUGGUGGGCCCCAAAAUGGUGAAGGAGUCAGAUCUACCGUCCCUUCCUUAUCUCCAAGCGUGCGUAAAGGAGACACUACGAUUACACCCUCCAACACCUUUACUCCUACCCCACCGUGCCUUAGAGAAAUGUCAGCUGUUCGAUUACACGAUCCCAAAGGACUGUCAAUUGAUGGUGAAUGCAUGGGCCAUUGGGAGGGACCCCAAAACAUGGAACGAUCCGAUGACGUUUGUACCGGAGCGAUUUCUGAAUUCAACGGUGGAUUACAAAGGGAACGAUUUUGAGCUCAUACCAUUCAGUGCAGGGCGGAGGAUAUGCCCAGGUGUACCGCUCGCGAGUCAGUUCAUACCGUUGAUUGUAGCGUCUCUGGUGCAGAAUUUUGUGUGGGGCCUACCAAAUGGCAUGAGGCCAAGUGAGUUGGUGAUGGAUGAGAAGUUCGGGUUGACUUUACAGAAGGAGCCCCCUCUGCUCGUCGUUCCUAAAGCACGUGUAUGAUCUAAUUGUUGCUCUGGAGUUCGUUUUGGCUACACACAUGGAGUGAUGAUCGGAUGAUCGGGAAUGUCCAUGUUUUGGGUUGCUGUCUCAGAUAUGAGGUAGUGGGAGAUUAAUAGUAAAUGGGUGGUUCUGACCGUUGAUAUAGUUAGUUGAAUGCUGACCGUUGGAAAGAGAAUUUCAACAGUUUAAAUUCAAUUAAAUGAAACAAUGGUCAGGAUCAUUUCUUUCAGAAAAGUUCUUGGUUCUAAAUAAUGCCAAGAGGAUGGACGCUCCAGAUUAUGCACGUGUAUUUUUUUUUUCAUUUACUCUGUUUGUCCUGGUAGUAAAGUGUGUUGGUGAUCACAAGCCUAGGUACUGUGCAUGGCAGUUUAUGUAUA
Messenger RNA from Magnolia sinica, 1094 nucleotides. Its product is annotated as (S)-N-methylcoclaurine 3'-hydroxylase isozyme 1-like. Bases 1 to 717 code for a protein of 238 amino acids. The transcript has 2 exons. Gene Ontology annotation, molecular function: monooxygenase activity; iron ion binding; heme binding. The record is from RefSeq and is a predicted model, not a curated record. Lineage: Eukaryota; Viridiplantae; Streptophyta; Magnoliopsida; Magnoliales; Magnoliaceae.